AUGUACCGCAAGAAGUUCAUACCACCGCUUCUAAAAAGGCCUCCAACAGCUCCAACGACUGAUAAUACCAAUUCAGAACCUUCAAAAAAGAGGAUUAAACUAGAGCCACUAAGCAGUAGCCAAAAGAGUGCUGAUUUAGAUGGUGGGCGAUCGUCGCAGAGCUCUAAUGGGGCUCGAAAAAUGCUGCCUUCGUCUAGGAUAACAGCUGGCCCUGGGUCUCGAUUCAAUCCUCCAACAAUCAUACGCAAACCUUUGAUCCCAGUAUCAAAUCCUCCUGGGGUGGCUGAAAAAGCGGGACCGAUAUCGGUUUCUGACAAUGGAAAUGGCAGAUAUUACUUUAAUGUUUUAUGGCGCAAAUUUCAGGCGCGGAAACACAAAACGUGGGAUGGAGAUGGUGUACUGGCCAUUGUAAAUGGGAAUGCUACUUUGCAGGAUGUAAACGGACGGGAUAUUGCUACUGGCAGGGUCUCAAAAACACCGGUAGAAGGAGACGUUAUUAGCCUAGGCGGGAAAGAGGUUGAAAUCGACUCGAUCCUGCCGAAGUCCGACUUCAUGGCUGGUAAGCCAUUCUUAAAAUCCAAAGGGAAACAAACGGAUGCAGAACCAACUAUCCCUACGACCGAACUCUAUGCCAGGAGUACUUUCAAACCUCCACUAUUGUCUGGAACUACGGUUACGAAGAUAAAUCCCCAAAAGCCGGUGGCGAGGUUCGAUCCGAGCGCCGAAGGGGCAUUAGUUAUGAAACGACUAGAAAUUUCUUCAAAAAAUAAGACAGUAGUUGAUGUUGUCGUGGAUCCUAUCAUAUCUCGGCACCUCCGUCCUCACCAGCGCGAAGGUGUUUCAUUUCUUUACGAAGCAGUUAUGGGGAUGCGGCCAUAUGAAGGUCGGGGUGCAAUUUUGGCUGACGAAAUGGGCCUUGGGAAGACUCUACAGACGAUUGCUCUUCUAUGGACGCUUCUGAAGCAAAACCCCAUUUACAACCAAGGUCCAGUUGUUAAGAAAGCUAUGAUUGUCUGCCCUGUCUCUUUAAUCAACAACUGGCGGCGAGAGUUCAAAAAAUGGUUAGGAAACGAGCGGAUCCACGUUUUCGUAGCAGACGGGAAGAGCAACGUUAGAGACUUCACACAUGGCCCAGUAUACAACGUGAUGAUCGUUGGCUAUGAAAGGCUACGAAGUAUCCAAGACAAACUUAAGCAGUGUCAAGUUGAUAUAAUUAUCGCUGACGAAGGGCACCGGCUCAAAACAGCAGAGAACAAAUCUGCGCAAGCCAUUCGAUCUCUAGCGACGCCACGGAGAGUUGUUCUCAGUGGAACACCCUUGCAAAACGACCUUCGAGAAUUCUUUGUCAUGGCUGACUUCGUGAACCCUGGGAUUCUGGAAAACUACAGUACUUUUAAAAAACAGUUCGAGAAUCCUAUAGUCAAAAGCCAGCAACCCGAGGCUUUAAAGGCGGAUAAAGAACUUGGGAAUGCCCGAAAAGCUUCACUCGCAGAAUUAAUGAAUAAGUUUGUACUUCGGAGAACUGCAAAAAUCUUGACGAAAUACCUCCCGCCGAAGACAGAUGUAGUUUUGUUUUGUCGGCCAACGAAGCAGCAACUCGAACUAUAUCAAGCCAUCAUUAAUACCUCUGUUGCAAAGCGACAAAUGGGAAGCAUGGAUACUGCGUUACAACUUAUCACACUACUCAAGAAAGUGUGCAAUUCAACUUCGCUUCUCAAGCCGAAGGGCAAAGAAGAUGACGAGGCCAAAUUGUCGAACUCAAUUCUUGAGGAAGCGAAGGUAGCAGGAUCAGCUCUUGUCAAUAGCAAUAGCUCUGGCAAGUUAAAGGUUCUGGAAAAAUUGCUAGUGACGCUUAAGGAAACAACCCAAGAAAAAGUAGUGCUAGUUUCGAACUACACAUCGACGUUAGAUAUCCUCGAGAGAAUGCUUAACUCAAAGGGAUUUCAUCAUUUGAGGCUCGAUGGCAAGACACCAACAAAUAAACGACAGGACCUUGUCGACAAAUUUAAUCGUGUUAGCUCUGAUGUCGCUUUCGCCUUCCUUUUAUCAUCCAAAAGCGGCGGAGCGGGCCUUAAUCUCAUUGGUGCAUCACGUUUAUUCCUUUUCGACUCGGACUGGAACCCUGCAACAGAUCUUCAAGCUAUGGCGCGAGUCCACAGAGACGGGCAAAAGUCUCAUGUAUACAUCUAUCGUAUGAUAACUACCGGGUGCAUUGACGAAAAAAUAUACCAAAGGCAAAUCACAAAACAGGGUCUUGCGGAUUCGGUGAUGGACCAGAAGGCUGGAGGGUCCAACUUCACAUCAGCUGAACUAAAGGAUCUGUUCGGGCUUGAUACUGAAACAACAUGUAACACCCACGACUUGCUGGGGUGCGAAUGUGGGGAGAUCGGCGAGCCCCCUAGUGAGGAUAUUGAAAACGACGAAGAGGAUGAAAAAGACGAACCGAUUCAAAUGACCGGAUGGACAAGGGCGUCAGCUGUAGAUAUGGACAAGCAGGAGGAAGCUUAUAGGAAAGCAACUUCAAAAGCGAGGCAGAGGAUGAAGGCACUGCUUGAGUUCUCGCAUAUCAACCCUGACAAAAUUCCUAAGAGCGAGACUCGUGUUUCUUCGUCCAAACAACCGGUAGGGAGCGAGGAAGAUGGUGAUGGCGAAGAAGAGGAAGGGGAGGAACAACUGCCUAUUGUUGAAGACGAAAUCCUCAAGAGGGUGCUUGACGAGAACCCGAAAGCGAUUUCAUUCAUAUUUACCAAGAAUUCAAUAUAG
Molecule: messenger RNA, 2763 nt
Organism: Orbilia oligospora ATCC 24927
Lineage: Eukaryota; Fungi; Ascomycota; Orbiliomycetes; Orbiliales; Orbiliaceae
Exons: 3
Coding region: 1-2763 (920 amino acids)
Biological process (GO): double-strand break repair via homologous recombination; reciprocal meiotic recombination
Cellular component (GO): nucleus
Molecular function (GO): DNA translocase activity; ATP-dependent chromatin remodeler activity; ATP binding
Source: RefSeq, a predicted model, not a curated record